CAAUGGUUACAAGAUCCAGCCCUGUGCUGAAACACACAGCAAGGAGCACAACAAAGAGGGAGCUGCAGCUGGACAUGGCAUGUAUACAAGGCUGGCUCGCACAGAUGAAGCCCUAGUUCCCUCUUCCCCUACAGACCCACAUCUGCACUUCAAUCUUCUAUUUGGAUGCAUCAUUGGAUACUUAUUGUAACCCCGACAUGUGGUCCUCUCCCCCAGACUUCUAAACUUGUGUGGAGGCCCCUGGCUUGUGUCUGCGUAAGGAGAUGCUUUUGUUGCUGCCAUUGUGGAUGCUUUUUAACCCUAAACCCAAAGAUAUAUAAAAAGGAACAACUUGGGAAACUUCACUUAAAAGAAACAAACAAAACUUUGUAAACGUUCGGAUUCUGUUGCAAUAGUGCUGGUUCCCUACCUGAAGAUAAUAUGCAUGUCUCAUUGGCAGAGGCCUUGGAGGUACGGGGAGGGCCAUUACAGGAAGAAGAAUUAUGGGCUGUACUGAGCCAAAGUGCCGAAAGCCUGCAAGAGCUAUUGAGAAAAGCUGAUCCUUCAGCACUUGGUUUUAUCAUCUCCCCGUGGUCUCUUCUGUUGCUGCCCUCUGGAAGUGUCUCAUUUACAGAUGAAAAUGUUUCCAAUCAGGACCUUCGUGCCUUUACAGCUCCUGAAGUUCAUCAGACCAAGUCGUUGACCUCACUUACCGAUGUUGAGAAGAUUCAUAUUUAUUCCCUUGGGAUGACCUUGUACUGGGGAGCAGAUUACGAAGUACCUCAAAGUCAGCCUAUACAACUUGGGGAACGUAUAAACAGCAUUUUGCUUUCAAUGUGUGAAGAUCACUGCUACACACGGCUGUCUACCCGCACUGUUUUGGAUGGCUGUAGCGCUCAUGUCAGAAAUAGCAACUGUGCGCCAUCGUUUUACUACAUCAAGCAGCUAGUGAAAUUGGUUCUUGGCAGUCUGUCUGGGAUUGACCAGCUUGCCAAAAAAGCAAAUGAACCAGAUCGCAGUCAGGCAAUUCGUGACCGACUGAGAGGAAAAGGUCUUCCCACAGGAAAUAUUUCAGCAUCGGAUAUAUUUAGUAUUCACUCGUCUAAUAGCUCACUGCAAUCUGCCCUCAACAAAGGCCUUAGCAAAUCCAUGGGAUUUCUUGCAUUCAAAGAUCAGCAGAUUGAUGAGGAUUCCUGUCUCUGCACUUCAUCAGACUACAAUUCUGGAUAUGAGGAUGGGAUGAACUCUGUUCACUCCUAUAACCAGCUUAGGGCUAAUGAAUUGGAAACAAAACAUUUUAACAGUGGCCAAAGGCAAAAAUAUUGGGUUUCUUCCUUUGAUUUAAGUUCAUCAGUUGACAAGAGUGCAGGACAUCCUUGCUUCUCAGAAACAACAAACAUGCGGACUACACCCACCUCUAAGGUCAACAAUUCCAGACAGUCAGAUGGAGUAUUGGAUCCUUUUAGCUAUCAGAAACUGGAGCAGGCACGACAUGGACCAAAAGUGCCAACUUCUGUUGCAAUUUCAAGUGCCUUGGAUAGGAUUAGAGAAAAGCAGAAGAAACUACAAGUACUGAGAGAUGCAAUGAGCUUAGAAGAGACAGCUAGAGUACCCAGAACUUCACACAGUGAUGCCUACAGCACAUCUAGUGAAAGCCCCUCUAUCUUAUCUUCUGAUGCAGAGUGUAGGCAAGGAAGAAGAAUUGAAGCAUAUAAAAGAUAUGACUCAUUAGCGAUCACUGCAGGAGGGGAAGAAGCAAAUCAGUCUUCUGGAUCAAGCCAACAAUAUGAAGCCACAACAGACACAGCCAAUAUCAGUCAAGAAAUGCGAAAACGACAAGAGGAGGACAUGCUCCAAAUGCAAGCAAAAAUGGCGCUACGACAUUCAAGGAUGAAUCUGUACCAAGGUGACAUGCCACGAGCCUCCAUGUUGGACCUUUCAAGAGAUCCGCUGAGAGAUAUGGCCUUGGAAACAGCUAUGACACAAAGAAAACUGAGGAAUUUUUUUGGGCCAGAAUUUGUAAAAAUGACAGUGGAACCAUAUAUCAUACUGGAUCUUCCAAGAUCAAUCUUGGCUAAGAAGGGAAAGACGGAAGAGAAUCGACGGAAAGUGAACAUCAUUUUGCUUAACGGACAAAGGCUUGAGCUGACAUGUGACACCAAGUCUACGUGUAAAGAUGUGUUUGAUAUGGUUGUGGCCCAUAUUGGACUAGUUGAGCAUCACUUGUUUGGUUUAGCAAUCCUAAAAGAGCAUGAAUUUUUCUUCAUUGAUCUUGAUCUGAAACUGUCUAAAGUAGCUCCAGAAGGUUGGAAAGAAGAUGCAAAGAAAAAAGGAAAAUCUGCUGUAAAUUUCACAGUGUACUUCCGGGUUAAAUUUUUUGUGGAUGACAUUAGCCUUAUACAACACAGCCUUACGUGCCACCAGUACUACUUGCAGCAACGGAAGGAUAUCUUAGAUGAGCGAUUGCGUUGUGAUGAUGAGACCACUUUGCUCCUGGCGUCCCUGGCACUCCAAGCAGAAUAUGGGGACUACCAAACAGAGGUUCAUGGUAUGAGCUAUUUUAAAUUGGAACAUUACUUGCCUGAUAGAGUGGUCGAGAAAUUGGAUCUAUCCUACCUAAAAGAAGAGUUGCCCAGGUUACACAGUACCUAUGCAGGAGCCUUGGAAAAGGAAACUGAGUUGGAAUUCCUUAAGGUGUGCCAAAGGCUCACAGAGUAUGGAGUACAUUUUCAUCGAGUGCAUCCUGAAAAGAAGUCUCAGACUGGUAUCCUCCUUGGGGUGUGUCCUAAGGGAGUGCUCAUAUUUGAAGUUCACAAUGGGAUACGGUCUCCAGUCCUCCGGUUUCCAUGGAGAGAAACAAAGAAAAUCUCCUUCGCUAAGAAGAAAAUAUGUUUGCAAAACACAUCAGACGGCAUAAAACAUGUAUUCCAAACGGACAGCGGCAAAAUCUGCCAAUACCUUCUCCACCUCUGCUCUUCUCAGCACAAGUUCCAAUUACAAAUGAGGGCCAGACAGAGCAGUCAGGAAAAUCAGGAGAUUGAGAAAGCUUCAUUGAGGGGCCUGAAUAUCCAUACAGAAUCAAUGAGAGGAUACAGUUUGGGUCGAGCUAUCAGCUCAACUAGUCUGGCAAGCAGUACGUUCAACAGGAUGGCAGUGCGACCUGUAUCCAUUCAACCUGACCUUCUAAAGAGACUUUCUUGCUCUGACCUGUCAGCACUUCAAGUCCACCUUAGCGGUGGACCAAAGGAAAGAAUACAGAAAAGCCCUUGGGACAACAGGCCACGUGUUAUAAGCAAAUCUUAUCAUGACCUGAGUCAAGUCUCUUUAUCUCCUCGACAUAGAAAUGCUAAUGCCAGAAUGGACAGCCCUUCUCAUAACAUGGAGGAAUUAGGGAGCCAAGCAUCAUUUCAUCAAAUGACCAAGUCUGACACUGAGUCGGUGUCUGGAUAUGGGAAGCUAAAUAACUGCAAAAUCUUCACUGGAGUUGAUCGGAACCUUGACUUGAGGAAACCUGAAUCCGAUUCUUCAUCAAUGGAUGACAGUGGUCACGCGUAUGUUGUAGGUGUCAGUAUGCACAGUCCUGGCAAUACUUCAUCCCCCAUUCCCUACAACGGAAAUGAAAUCCUGCACAGUAAACUUAACGCAGCAGCUAUGCCAGAGAGAGAGCUCACUCUGGUGAAGCUAAAGAAAGAUCCAAAGUAUGAUCUGGGUUUCCAGAUUGUGGGAGGAGAAGCAACAGGCAAAUUAGGCCAUGGCAUAUUUGUUAGCUCUAUAACACCUGGUGGACCAGCUGAUGUUGAUGGGCGUUUGAAACCAGGUGAUCGUCUCAUAUCUGUGAAUAAUGUUAGUCUGGAAGUUGCCAGUCAACAAGCAGCAUUGGAAAUUCUUCAGAAUUUCUCAGAUGACGUCACGUUGCUUGUGUCGCAACCAAAGGAAAAAACAGUAAAAGCAAACUUACUAAAUGGUGCUAAAAGCCCGUCAUGGAGAACAUUUCCUCCACAAGAGAAUGAGGCAGAGUCUUCAUCAGAAGAACAGACCAGGUUACGUGGGCACCAACGACUGAUAUCUGGCAGCUCCUCAGGAAUGUCUGCUGGUAAACGAGAUGGAAGUUUGAGUUCCCAGGACUCCAGGACAGAGAGUGCAAGUCUCUCAAAUAGUCACAUUAAUGGCCUCAUUAAUAACCUUGCCAAAGACCAGACGACCCUUCCUGCCAGGAGAUCUUUAUCAGGAAGUACUAAAUCCAGUGACAGAAAAUGGGCACAAGCCGAUAGUAUCAAAGCAAAAGGAAAUCAGCCAGAUCUAUCAGAAUCCAUAGAUUAUUCUGACAGGGGUGACUCCGACAUGGAUGAAGCCACAUACUCAAGUAGCCAGGAACAAAGGACAGUCAAGAAGGAUUGUUCAUCAGAAAAUUCUUUACAGAAACCAAAUGGUACCAAGCUUAAUGUUACCUCCUUGAAACCUGGAGAUAUAUUUACUGUAUUGUUGCCCAAGAAAGAUGACAGCUUGGGGAUAAGUGUCACGGGUGGUGUAAAUACAAGUGUAAAACACGGAGGCAUUUAUGUGAAAGCAGUCAUACCAAAUGGUGCAGCUGAGGCUGAUGGGAGAAUUCAAAAAGGUGACCGCGUCCUUUCUGUCAAUGGGACAAGUUUGGAAGGCGCAACUCAUAAACAGGCUGUGGAAACAUUAAGAAAUACAGGGCAGGUCGUAACUCUGUUACUACAAAAAGGCCAGUUGCCAGCUACUAAUUUACAUGCCCCAGUUACCCCCCAGUGUACGCCUCCUAAUCAGUCUGAGCCAGACAGGUCACAGGAAAAGGGGGAAAAAAUAGCAGAGUCCAGUUUUGUCACUGAAGAAAAUAUGUUUGAAGUCAAAUUAUUGAAGAACAGUUCAGGCUUGGGGUUCAGCUUUUCACGGGAAGAGAACAUCAUUCCAGAUCAGGGGUCAAGUAUUGUGAGAGUAAAAAAAUUAUUCCCAGGCCAACCAGCGUCUGAAAGUGGCAAAAUAACCGUAGGGGAUGUGAUCCUCAAAGUGAAUGGGGCCUCGUUAAAAGGUUUAUCACAGCAGGAAGUUGUCUCUGCUUUGAGAGGCAGUUCUCCAGAGGUCACCUUGCUGAUGUGCCGGCCUCCUGUUGGGGUAUUACCAGAGAUCAACCCUUCGUUUAUGACACCAUUAAAUUCCCCUCAGCAGUCAUUCCUAGAGGAGAGCAGAUCUUGUACUAAUGCCAGUGAAUUGGAGAACGAUGACAGCUCUGAUGAAAAUGAAGAACUGAUGGACAGAAGUCGGAGGCGACUAAAGAAUCCGUCGAGAAGAGAUAGCUAUAGUGACAGCAGUGGGUCUGGGGAAGAAGAUUUUUUACCUACACAAGAUGAGAUGUCAGGCUGGGACACAGAACUAAACCAAACUCCAGGCACACCAAGCAUCCAGGAAGAGACCAUUCGUACCAGCUUUUAUACACCACAGGAGUCCCCAAGCAAGCCAGAAUUUGAUGAUAGCAAUCCUCCUUCUCCUAUUCCAAAUGAUCUGACACCAUUCCAGAGUGGAAAUAUUUCUCAGAUCUCCCUUACAGAAACCUACCUUACAAAGUCAAAGUCCUUCCUAGAGGACAAUUUAUCCUUGAGGAAUUUGGGAUUAAAAGACUUGGAGGAGUUUGAACCAGAAGUUGAGCUGCAUGUCACUCUGACAAAAUCAGAGAAAGGAAGUCUGGGUUUCACAGUGACCAAAGCAAAUGAUUGUGUUGGUUGCUAUGUGCAUGACAUUAUUCAGGAUCCUGCCAAGAGUGACGGACGCCUACAGCCAGGAGAUAGACUUAUUAAAGUUAACAAUGUUGAUGUCACAAACAUGAGUCACACAGAAGCGGUAAAUUUACUAAGAGCAGCGCCGAAAACUGUGCGUCUCGUACUAGGCCGCGUACUUGAGAUCCCUAAACCACAAGUGCCUUCUCAUCUUCUCCCUGAGAUUACACUUUCAUGUAGCAAAAGAGAGAUGGGCCUUUGUCUAGCGGGCGGUCAUGACAGCCUUUCACAGGUUGUUUAUAUAGAAGAUAUCAAGCCUGGGUCUGCAGUAGAUCUCGAAGGAAGCCUAAAACCUUUAGACAUUAUUCACUACAUAAAUGGAUCCAGCACAUUAAACAUGACGUUAGUAGAAGCAGAAAGAGCCUUGGAAUUUUCUCUCCCUACCGUGGUCCUGAAAGCUACAAGGGAAGGAAGUCCAGUAAAUCCAAAGAACAUGAACAUUUUAAAUUCAAGUCCAGUAUCUGCCAAAAUGAACGGUUAUUCCAGUAUAGACCAGUUAAGACGAUCAGAAGAAGCUUCUGAUGUUUAUACUCCAGAGGCAGAUAUAGUUCAUGUUGUAAUGGAAAAGCCUGAGUCUGGAGAGUUGGGAUUUUCCUUGGUGGGAGGCGAAUUUGGUAUUUUUGUGAAGUCCGUCAGUCCUGGGGGUGUAGCUGACAGAGAGGGAAGCUUACAGGUUGGAGACAGAUUGCUUCAGGUUAAUGGGGAAAGUAUGAUGGGAGCCACACAAGCAAAAGCUGUGUCCAGUAUCCGAAGUGCUAAGGGACUACUGCAGUUUGAUGUGGCCCGAGAGAUUAUGCCAAGAGAUUCGGCGCCUAAUUUUAUUAAAUGCAAUGGAAAUUUAGAUUUGGAACUUGAUGCCAUUAACCAUGAAGAUGAGGACGAUGAUCAAAACGAUGUGAUCCAGUCGUUGCUUAAUGUUGUACACGAAGAGACACAGAACCUUCUACAAAUGAACAGAAAGAAUGCAGUUUUAGACAAACAGUUUGCAGUGGAUCUCAUUGAUGAAGAUCUAGAAGAGAAGGCUGAGGACACAGACUGUGAUGGUUGUUCAUUACCUGAUGAUUCUCCUGAGUCCGCAAAAUUAAAUGAUAUAAGAUACUGCGCUGAUAAAGCCAGACUUAAAAGUUCACAAUCGGGAGAUCACAUAGGAAGGAAAAAGGAACAAGAACUGACCUGGGAAAGUGAUGACUUAUCACUAGAAUCAUUAAGCAAAGAUAUUCCAGACUGCUUCAUAGUGACAGAUGAAGAACUCUCCUCCCUUCCUCUCGUUCAAGUUAUGCCUUCCGGCAGGUAUUCAGGUUCCCACUUAAAGCAGGUUAUACGAACAAUUCAUGGCAUGCUUGAUCAAGGUGUCCCUUCAGAGGAGUUUGAGAAUCUUCAAGAUUUAAAACCUCUGGAUGAAUGUCUUAUUGGACAAACAAAAGAGAACAAAAAGAAAAACCGAUACAAGAAUAUCCUUCCAUAUGAUGGAACAAGAGUGCCCAUUGGAACAAGCGAAGGAUAUAUCAAUGCAAGUUUUAUCAAGAUUCCAGUUGGCAAUGAGGAAUUUGUUUAUAUUGCAUGCCAGGGACCUCUUCCCUCUACAGUGGCAGACUUUUGGCAGAUGGUAUGGGAACAAAAUUCUAGUGUGAUUUCCAUGAUGACCCAGGAAGUAGAAGGAGAGAAGAUAAAGUGUCAGCGAUACUGGCCUGAUGUACCUGGCAGACCCAUGAGGAUAUACAAACAACUCCAGCUUACACUAUUGAAAACGCAACAAAUGGAGAGCUUUGUAUUAAGAGUUCUAGAGUUACAUAAUAUUUCGACUAAUGAACGGCGGCACAUUGCUCAUCUGAACUUCAUUGCCUGGCCUGACCAUGACACUCCUACUGAUCCUAACCAGCUUCUCACGUUCAUCUCCUACAUGAGACACAUCUAUAAGUCUGGGCCAAUCAUAACACACUGCAGUGCAGGCAUAGGACGAUCAGGCACGCUCAUGUGUAUAGACGUCAUGCUUGGUCUUAUAAGUAGAGAUUUAGAGUUCAACAUCUCAGAUCUAGUGCAAACAAUGAGGCUUCAGAGACAUGGAAUGAUACAAACAGAGGAACAAUACAUUUUCUGCUAUCAAGUUAUCUUAUAUAUCCUGAAACGUCUACAAACUGAUGAUCUUCAUAAAAGCAACUAAAUGAUUCACUGUCCACCAGAGCAAAACUCAUUGUGAAAGUUUUAUUUCUUUAUCCAAAUUUAAAUUGUUUUAUUGAUACAUUUGUUGUAUUUUAUUAUCAUUUAAAAAUGAAAUUGUUUUACACAAUAUUCCCUAACUGGUCAAUUUUACCAGUAAUGCUUAAAAUAACAAGAGCUGCAUUUUAGUAGCUUACUUAUGUCCGUUCAGUUGGUAGGAACUUUACUACAAAAAGGAUGCCAAGUGCAGUUAUUAAACUGUGUUUUUUUUAUAUAUUUUUUUUUUAGUUUUGGGGUUUAGGGAGUGUAAAGACAGUAUUUUAAUACAAUGAAAUUGUUACAAAGACUCUUUGCUUUUGUAAACCCAGUAGGCUUGUAUAUUCGCAGGUACAUUUUCAAAUAUUUUCUAAAGAUGAAUUCAUUUUCAAUGGAAUUCUUGAAAUCGGUAUUUAAAAAAACAAACAUUUAGACAGAUUAUUUCUGUAGACCAAAAAUGUAGUAAAUUUAUUGUAAUUAUUGCAUACAUUUCAUAAUGUUUACUUAUAGAUUUUUAUGUACUAUUUAUAUACUUUUACAAAAAAAAAAAAGAGGAAUCCCAUUUGCCUGGUUUAUUGGGCAUUUUUCUCUACUUUGUAAAUAAAAAGUAAAUUUUAAAA
Molecule: messenger RNA, 8584 nt
Organism: Bombina bombina (fire-bellied toad)
Lineage: Eukaryota; Metazoa; Chordata; Amphibia; Anura; Bombinatoridae
Gene: PTPN13
Product: protein tyrosine phosphatase non-receptor type 13
Exons: 49
Coding region: 421-7932 (2503 amino acids)
Biological process (GO): peptidyl-tyrosine dephosphorylation
Cellular component (GO): nucleus; cytoplasm; cytoskeleton
Molecular function (GO): phosphatidylinositol 3-kinase regulatory subunit binding; protein tyrosine phosphatase activity
Source: RefSeq, a predicted model, not a curated record